AUGCAGUCGAGCAUCCGCGCUCAGGCUGAAGUCCAGGCCCAGAGGAAGAAGCAGCUCGCAAACUCGUACAAGCAGCUCCUCGAUGAAUUUAACGCCCCGGACCUGAAGAACGUGGGCAACUAUACGCUGGGACGGCUGAUUGGGAAGGGCAGCUUUGGGAAGGUCUACCUGGCCUCCCACAAGCUCACCAAUGGCUCCAAGGUCGUGCUCAAGUCCGCGAAGAAGGACGAUGCGAACCUCGCCCGCGAGAUCCACCACCACCGCCAGUUCAUCCACCCGCACAUUGCGCGCUUAUACGAGGUUAUAGUCACAGAGUCGCUGGUCUGGCUGGUGCUGGAAUACUGCCCUGGCGACGAGUUAUACAACUACCUCCUCGCGCACGGCGCGCUCGAACCGGCCAAGGUCCAGAAAAUCUUCACCCAGCUCGUCGGCGCCGUCUCGUACGUCCACAACAAGUCCUGCGUCCACCGCGACCUCAAGCUCGAGAACAUCCUGCUCGACAAAUACGAAAACGUCAAAUUGGUCGACUUUGGCUUCACACGCGAAUACGAAGGCAAGUCAAACUACUUGCAGACAUGGUGCGGCACCGUGUGCUAUAGCGCACCCGAGAUGCUCAAGGGCGAAAAGUACGCGGGCGAAAAGGUGGACGUGUGGAGUCUGGGGAUCAUUCUAUAUGCGCUUUUGGUGGGCGAGCUGCCCUUUGACGACGACAACGAGAUGGUUACGAAAACAAAGAUUUUGAAGGAGGAACCGAAAUACCCCGAGAGCUUUCCGCAACAGGCGAAGGAGCUGUGCCAGAGUUUGCUAUCGAAACGCCCCAUAUUGAGACCCACGUUGGCGGAUAUAUUGCAGAAUCCUUGGUUGGCGGAGCAUGCGCCGAGGCAGCAGGAGAUUUUGAAGCUGACGCAGCCGGAGCCGUUCUCAACGGAGCUGGAGAAGGAGGUUUUGCAUAGGAUGCGCGCUGCUGGUGUGGAUAUGGACACUAUUAUUGAGAAUGUCCUGGCGCAACGGUGCGAUGCGCUGGCUGGCUGGUGGGCAUUGUUACUCGAAAAGGAAGAGAGGAAAGCCAGGAGAAGAGAACGCAAACGAAAAGAGAGGGAAGCCGAGGCUAAGAGUUUGAGGCGAUUGAGCGCCGCGAGCAGUCGCUUGGAUAAGCUUGCACCUACCAUAAAAGAGACGGACGAGGAGGGACAUCACUCGGGUCUAUUAGGGGACCCGCCCAAGAGUCGAGGACGGGCCCGCAACCGCAGCAGUUUGCAUGGUGUACCCUCUGACCUCCCAAAGCUCCUGGAAUCUGGAACCUCGCCCGAACCAGACGCCGAUUUACCUCCACCUCCAGUCCCCAAGGACCACAUCAGGACCUCGGAUUCGUCAUCCCGGCCGCCUCCGCCGCCCAAAGAGAUGAUGAGAAGACGGUCCCAAGCAAGCAUGCUCCAAGUAGUAUCCACCAACCCAGACCUCCUAAGUCCAAACGGCUUCGUCCCCAAGCGCCGACGGAAAUACCAACCCCCCUUCUUCAACCACCUAACCUCUUCCCUCCGAAACUGGAUCAAAGAAACCUCAAAACGCGCCCGCUCACCAGGCGGCUCCAAAGCCUCAUCCGCGAAAUCCCCUCCCAGCCCGACUCCUCCACCACCUCCCCGAAUCAAAACGCCGCCCCGCCAACGCAAACCGCAACUCGAGCGUACACGCCCACCACGCAGGCGCCACGCCCUCAACCCACGUCGCCGCCCGGCCCCGCGUAUCUUCGUCCGGGAAACGACCGUCUGUGUCCCCUGCGCCACUCACCCCACGCUCCUCCUACCGCCGUUCCUCAGGCGGUCUCCGCGGCCGCAAAUCCACCUCCUCAUCCAUCUCCUCCAUCCGCUCCAUGCCGCACCACCACCACACGCACUCCAAAGCAAGCUCCACCUCCUCUGCAAGCAUAACCUCGCCCGCGCUCAGCGUCUCAGGCCACGCCCACCACAAGUCGUCCAAGUCGCCGCACGCAAGCGUCAAGGUUCUCCCUGCUACGCCGACACACACGUCGUUCCUAAUAACAUCCGCGUGGGGCUCGCGGUGCGCGGCGGGCUAAGUGAGGGCGGGGCGGCCUUCGGGCAGCAGCCGCCCGGGAGUCCGGGGCUUGUUUUCGCGAAGCGGAAGAGGAGUGUGUUCAAGGGGCCGGGGUUGGCGCUGAAUUUUGGGCAGGGGCAGGGCUUGGGGCUUCAGGGGAGUUCUGCUUCUGCCUCUGGCGCGGCUGGUGCUAGGCGGGAACAACAGCAGCAGAGUAGAGCGCAGAGUACGCAGGGCCGGCGCAGCACGGAGAUCAUGGGCAUUGCGGAGGAGGAAGAAGACGAAGAGGAGAUUGAAGAGGUGGAGGAGUUUAGUCCUGUGAUAGGGGGCGUGGAGGAGGUUUUCAGUGAGGAGGAGGAGACGCGUGGGGAGCGGAGAGUCCUAGUGUUGCUUGAGGAGAGGGAGGAGAGUGGUGGGCCUUUGGCGGGUGAGGCGGGGAAGGAGGAUGCGCCUGGUACGGCGGGUGCGAAGGCGCCGCUUACGCCGGAGAAAGACACAAAGGAGGCAUAG
Molecule: messenger RNA, 2562 nt
Organism: Didymosphaeria variabile
Lineage: Eukaryota; Fungi; Ascomycota; Dothideomycetes; Pleosporales; Didymosphaeriaceae
Exons: 7
Coding region: 1-2562 (853 amino acids)
Biological process (GO): intracellular signal transduction; protein phosphorylation
Cellular component (GO): cytoplasm
Molecular function (GO): protein serine/threonine kinase activity; ATP binding
Source: RefSeq, a predicted model, not a curated record